This is a messenger RNA of Salvia hispanica, 1665 nucleotides long. The record is from RefSeq and is a predicted model, not a curated record. NCBI's taxonomy places the organism in Eukaryota, Viridiplantae, Streptophyta, Magnoliopsida, Lamiales, Lamiaceae.
UUGAUUAGUCUCAAAUCACUCUCUCAAAUUUUCAAAUUCCCCACAGCUUGAAUUCCCCCAAAUUCACAACAAACAAAACCUGCAUUUUCAAAUUCCCCCAAUUCUUCAACAAUCAAUCUCUCAAAAUCGUCUCGAUUCCACCGCCGAUGCCGGAGAUCAACGGGGCGUCAAGCUCCGCUCGCGCCGCCUCGACAAUGGCUCUGUCGCCGGAGAAUGCUCUGUUCAACAAAUACGAGGUCGGCAAGCUGCUCGGCUGCGGCGCCUUCGCCAAGGUCUACCACGCGCGCGACGUCGCCACCGGCCGCAGCGUCGCGAUCAAGGUGAUCAACAAGAGCCGCCUGAACAACAGCGCGACGCUGAUCAACAACAUCAAGCGCGAGAUCUCGAUCAUGAGCCGCCUCCGCCAUCCGAACAUCGUGAAGCUGCUCGAGGUGCUCGCGACGAAGCGGAAGAUCUUCUUCGUUUUGGAGUUCGUCAAAGGCGGUGAGCUCUUCGCGAAGGUCGCCAAGGGCAGAUUCGCCGAGGAUCUGGCGAGGAAGUAUUUCCAGCAGCUCAUCUCCGCCGUCAGCUACUGCCAUUCCAGAGGCGUCUACCACCGCGAUCUGAAGCCGGAGAAUCUGUUACUCGAUGAGAAUUGCGAUUUGAAGGUCUCCGAUUUCGGUUUGAGCGCGCUUUCCGAUCACGUGCGAUCCGACGGAUUACUGCACACGCUCUGCGGCACGCCUGCCUACGUGGCGCCGGAGAUCCUCGCGAAGAGAGGCUACGACGGCGCGAAGGUGGAUGUGUGGUCGUGCGGCGUCGUUUUGUUCGUCCUCACCGCCGGUUACUUGCCGUUCAACGAUCCGAAUUUGAUAAAUAUGUAUAAGAAGAUCUACAAAGGCGAAUUCCGGUGCCCUAAGUGGAUUUCGCCGGAUCUGAAACGAUUCUUCUCUCGAUUGCUCGACACGAAUCCUCAAAUCAGAAUCUCAAUCGAUGAAAUCAAGCUCGAUCCGUGGUUUAAAAGCGGUUACUCGGAGGUGAAAUCGGAGAGCAUCACCAAUUUGACAAAUCCGGAAGAGAGGAAAACUCAGGAUCUGAACGCGUUUGACAUCAUCUCCUUCUCCCGGGGACUCGACCUCUCCGGAUUGUUCGGCGCGAAAUUCGCAGCGGCGGAGGACGUCGACCGUCUCACGGCGGAGGAGCGGCCGGAGACGGUGCUGGAGAAGGUGGAGGAGGUGGUGAAGGCGGAGAGCGGCGGCCUGCAGCUGAGGAAGACCAAGGAGUGCGGGGUGGAGCUCGAGGGGCAAAAUGGUGAUUUCGUAGUCUCGCUAGAGGUUUUCCGGUUAACAGACCGGUUGGUUGUGGUGGAGGUGAAACGGAAGGCCGGAGACGCCACCGCUUUCGCCGGAUUGUGGAAUGAGAAGAUUAGACCGGUGAUUUUGCGGCGGCCGGAGGUGGAAGUUUCCGGCAGCAAUUAGUUUCCCAUUCGUCCUACUUUUUGUUUGUUGUUUGAAUAUAAGUGCUUAUUUUAAUCGUUUUAUAUUCUUUUUUGGGUAUUCAACAACCGUGUUUGUAAAUUAAUAUUUCAGUAAUUAUUGAAAGUGUGUAUAGUUGAUUUGAGAAAAUGUAAAGAAGUUAGGUAAAUUUGGGUUUUGAUAGAUUUUGAAUAUAGUUGUGUUGUGUGUU